Molecule: messenger RNA, 1358 nt
Organism: Ostrinia nubilalis (European corn borer)
Lineage: Eukaryota; Metazoa; Arthropoda; Insecta; Lepidoptera; Crambidae
Gene: CPG11
Exons: 2
Coding region: 90-1217 (375 amino acids)
Source: RefSeq, a predicted model, not a curated record
GAAUCUACUCGCAGGAGUAUAAAACCAGAACGCGGCGCUGACACGGCACACUCCGGCGUCGCAUUCGCUGCACAACAAGCAAAGCGAACAUGAAGCUUUUGAGGUCGUCUUUAAUCCUGGCCGUGGCUAUAAGCCUGGUCACGGCAGAGGAGAAGGCGGAGGACAAGAAGGCUGAAGACACCAAAUCGGUGGACGAGAAGAAGCAAGACAAAAGAGGACUGUCCGAUUUCGGGUACGGCGACUUCGGCGGUCACGACUUCGGAGGACACGACUUUGGCGGACACGACUUCGGCGGCCACGACUUCGGCGGCCACGAGCACCACGAAGAACACGUGAAGACCAUCACUGUUGUCAAGAAAGUGCCCGUGCCCUACCCCGUGGAGAAGCACAUCCCCGUGCCCGUCGAGAAACAUGUGCCCGUGCCAGUGAAAGUGCCCGUCCCGCACCCGUACCCAGUCGUGAAAACCGUACACUUCCCGGUCAAGGAGGUCGUCAAAGUACCUGAGUACAUCCCCAAGCCCUACCCCGUGACCAAGCACGUCCCCUACCCCGUCAAAGUGGAAGUUGACAGGCCUGUUCCAGUCAAGGUUUACGAGAAAGUGCCCUACCCAGUGGAGAAACACAUCCCCUACCCAGUGAAGGUGCACGUCCCGCACCCCUACCCGGUGGAGAAGACCGUGCACUACCCCGUGAAGGUGCCCGUGAAAGUGCCCGCCCCCUACCCAGUGGAGAAGAUCGUACACUACCCCGUCAAGGUCCACGUUGACAACCCCGUCCCAGUUCACGUAGAGAAACCCGUGCCCGUCCCAGUGGAGAAGCCAGUGCCUUACCCAGUCGAGAAGAAAGUACCUUACCCAGUUAAGGUGCACGUUGACAACCCCGUGCCUGUUCACGUAGAGAAACCAGUGCCUUACCCCGUCAAAGUGCCAGUGCCCGCACCCUACCCUGUGGAGAAGGUGAUCCCUUACCCUGUGGAGAAGAAGGUGCCUUACCCCGUGCACGUGCCCGUCGACAGGCCCGUGCCAGUCCACCUUGAGAAGCACGUUCCCUACCCGGUGGAGAAGCAUGUGCCUUACCCAGUGAAGGUCCCAGUUCCCCAUGUUGUUCACCACGAGGAACACCAUGACUUCCAUGGCCACGAGCACAUCAGCCACGACCACCACGAGGGUCUGGAGAGCCACGGAGGCUUCGAAGGUCACGAGGAACACCACCAUUAAAAGAACUGAUCUCUACCCCUAUUUAGCUUUAAAUGUUAUAAUUUUUUUAUUUGUUUUAUAAGUAUUGUUUUAUUUUUACGACUGGUCUGUACGUGUACAUGUAAAUAGUUAACGAAAGUAUUAAAAGAGUGAUGAAUCGUA